Molecule: messenger RNA, 5431 nt
Organism: Nomascus leucogenys (northern white-cheeked gibbon)
Lineage: Eukaryota; Metazoa; Chordata; Mammalia; Primates; Hylobatidae
Gene: TAGLN
Product: transgelin
Molecular function (GO): protein binding
Source: RefSeq, a predicted model, not a curated record
CCCAGGAACAGCAGUCUCUGCCCACCUGGCCCCGCCCGCCAGACUGAGGCUCGCUUCACCUGUGACAUGAGCGCCCCCCAGCUCACUAGGCCAUAGGCCCAGGCAGUGCUCCCUGAUGGGGCGUUUAUAAUCUGCUCAGCGUGCAGGCCGAGGCAGAAGGGUGAUGGAAGCUGGGCAGGCUCCAAGAGGAGGGAGUUUUGAUAUGUCCCUGAAAGAUUUAUUUAGAACAGUCAGCUAAGGAGGACAUGAUUUGGGGGCCAAGGAAUCUGGUGAAUUCAGAACACAACCAGAGGCCUGCAGGGUCAGGGAUGGAGGGGUAGGCUUUCCCCUGGCCAGGGCCCCACUCCUCUUCCUGCUUUUCUUGCAGGUGCCACUGGGAGGUGCUAUGGCUGUGCCUCCCCUGGGCUCUGGAGCACAUCCGGUCGCAGUGGGCAGAACUGUGGAGGCGGGCCCCUCUUCUGCCAGGCCUGGCAGCCCCCUCCUAGGGCCUUGUUUGGCUAGGGGUGGUGCCGGGUGUGGCAGUGUGUGUGUAGCAGAAAGCGUUAGGUCUUCCCUACCAGGUUCCCUUGCAGGGGAGUGCCACAGCAGGCAGUCCAGGGAUCCCACUGUUAGCCUCACCUUUUUUAACCUCCUGUCUCUCCCCAAGAUCCCUGAAGCCAGGUACAAGCAAGAUGAGAGCCGGUUAUCUCCAUGGAGUGACAGAGGCUGGUCUGUUUUCCAGGCUGGUAAGGACUGUUUGUAAAGGGAGGAAGGGAUGAUACCAGCCUCCUGAGCCUCCUGCUCCUUCGUUAGUGUCUCAGGCCCUGCCAGGCCUUAGAGACCCUCUUAUUGACACUGCCCACUGGAUGGGGACUGGAGUUGGACUCAGCUUCUGCUGAACCCUCAAAUCCCAGCCCCAACUAAAGCAUAUAACUCAAGACCUACCUGAACUGAAAGCUCUUCUCAACCUGAACAGGGUGUUACAAUUGAAAGGGUGGGUCUGACCCUCUCCUGCACCCACAGGGGUCAGCAGAGAUGCACAGGAUCCGCCAUUCACCAUUCACCAUGUGGCCUUGAGGAAGACGCACUCGGGGCCUCAGUUUCCUCAUCUGUAAAAUGGGGAUGUAAUUACACCCUCACAAUGUAGCUGUGAGUAUUCAGUGAGAGCACUGCAAAGGGCCUGGUGUGGAGUAGGUCCUCAGGAAAGCUAUGUCCCAUCAGAGCUAAAAGCCCCAGGAGGAGAGGGUGGCUGGUUUGUCCCCACAAACCCCUGGGAUUCCCGGCUCCCCAGCCCCUUGCCCCUCUCUCCAGCCAGACUCUAUUGAACUCCCCCUCUUCUCAAACUUGGGGCCAGGGAACAGUGAAGUAGGAGCAGCCAUAAGUCCGGGCAGGGUCCUGUCCAUAAAAGGCUUUUCCCGGGCCGGCUCCUCGCCGGCAGCGUGCCCCGCCCCGGCCCGCUCCAUCUCCAAAGCAUGCAGAGAAUGUCUCGGCAGCCCCGGUAGACUGCUCCAACUUGGUGUGUUUCCCCAAAUAUGGAGCCUGUGUGGAGUCACUGGGGGAGCUGGGGGUGGGGAGCGGAGCUGGCUUCCUCCAGCAGGGAGGGGGCCGAGGAGCGAGCCAGCGGGGGAGGCUGACAUCACCACGGCGGCAGCCCUUUAAACCCCUCACCCAGCCAGCGCCCCAUCCUGUCUGUCCAAGCCCAGACACAAGUCUUCACUCCUUCCUGCGAGCCCUGAGGAAGCCUUCUUUCCCCAAACAUGGCCAACAAGGGUCCUUCCUAUGGCAUGAGCCGCGAAGUGCAGUCCAAAAUCGAGAAGAAGUAUGAUGAGGAGCUGGAGGAGCGGCUGGUGGAGUGGAUCAUUGUGCAGUGUGGCCCUGAUGUGGGCCGCCCAGACCGUGGGCGCUUGGGCUUCCAGGUCUGGCUGAAGAAUGGCGUGAUUCUGAGCAAGCUGGUGAACAGCCUGUACCCUGAUGGCUCCAAGCCGGUGAAGGUGCCCGAGAACCCGCCGUCCAUGGUCUUCAAGCAGAUGGAGCAGGUGGCUCAGUUCCUGAAGGCGGCUGAGGACUAUGGGGUCAUCAAGACUGACAUGUUCCAGACUGUUGACCUCUUUGAAGGCAAAGACAUGGCAGCAGUGCAGAGGACCCUGAUGGCUUUGGGCAGCUUGGCAGUGACCAAGAAUGAUGGGCACUACCGUGGAGAUCCCAACUGGUUUAUGAAGAAAGCGCAGGAGCAUAAGAGGGAAUUCACGGAGAGCCAGCUGCAGGAGGGAAAGCAUGUCAUUGGCCUUCAGAUGGGCAGCAACAGAGGGGCCUCCCAGGCCGGCAUGACAGGCUACGGACGACCUCGGCAGAUCAUCAGUUAGAGCGGAGAGGGCUAGCCCUGAGCCCUGCCCUCCCCCAGCUCCUUGGCUGCAGCCAUCCCGCUUAGCCUGCCUCACCCACACCCAUGUGGUACCUUCAGCCCUGGCCAAGCUUUGAGGUUCUGUCACUGAGCAAUGGUAACUGCACAUGGGCAGCUCCUCCCUGUGCCUCCAGCCUCAGCCCAACUUCUUACCCAAAAGCAUCACUGCCUUGGCCCCUCCCUCCCGGCUGCCCCCAUCACCUCUACUGUCUCCUCCCUGGGCUAAGCAGGGGAGAAGCGGGCUGGGGGUAGCCUGGAUGUGGGCCAAGUCCACUGUCCUCCUUGGCGGCAAAAGCCCAUUGAAGAACCAGCCCAGCCUGCCCCCUAUCUUGUCCUGGAAUAUUUUUGGGGUUGGAACUCAAAAAAAAAAAAAAAAAAAAAAAUACAUCAAUCUUUUCUCAGGCCUGGCUGGCAGAGUUUGAUUUGCCCUGGUCACUUUUGUUAUGGUUUCAGAUCUGCACGGGGGACAGGCAGGCAUCUCGGGCUUAUAUGUGUUCCUGGCUGCCGUCCUCCGAAGGACCCUUCACGUGCCAAGAUUCCGGGACGGUCAGAUUCUUUCAGAGGAAACAGGCCAUAGAACAGGAGAGUGAAUCCUGGGGACUGAAGGGAAAAAGGAGCCACUCAGCAGCGUGCAGUGGCUUUGGGGAGACAGAGGAAAGGAGAGAUUGCGAGUGGCAGAAUUGUUUGGAAGGUUUUUAUUUUGGAAAAGCUGUGCAGAAAAAAAUUCAAGAAAAUGUUGCUGUGAAAAGAGAAAAACAAAUCUUAAGCAUUAAAAAAAAUUCAACCAACUAGCUCAGAAGAGGGGAGAAGGCCAAGGUGAGAGAAGAGUCACAGCCUGUGAGGCAGAUAGCUGGCCUCCGGCGGGAAGGCCAUUCCCUGAGCACUUGCAGAGGAAGACAGGGUGUUGGCAGGAUUGGAGUGCAGUGGCUCCCAAGGCUCUCUCCUCCAACAUGGGCAUCUGCCAUCUGCUCUGCAGUCCUGCCGCAGGAUUCCCUAGUGAAGCAGCUCAGGCCUGGGGGAGCCGUGUGUAUCCCAGCUGUGCCGGCAGCAUCAUACCAAUUGUGGGGGUGGUGGUGAAGGAGCCAGGGGUUCAUUCAUGAUUGGCUUCUGAUCAGGCAUCUUGGGAAUGGGUAAUGGAGGCAGCCGCUUUCAGGACAGACAUGUCCAGGGGCUCCUCCCAGCCUCUACCCCGAAGUCCUCUUCCCAAGUGGCCCCAGUGAUGUUUCCAUUGAGAUGCGCUCCUGGCUAUGGCAGGCACCUUCUCAACCCCCAUGCUUGGGGGACCUAGGCAGCCGGCUUGGCCCAAGAGAGAUGAGGAUGGAGGCCAACCCAAAGGGGGGCGCCAAUCCCCUGUCCAACACCUUCUCACCAAAAGCUCCCGUUUGGCUGGAGGCAGACCCUGUGGCUCUGACCAGAUUUCUCUGGCACCGAUCCUCUGCCAUUUGUAUCUUAAGAAGGCCCUCACCCUCUUUGAGUGGAGUCAGAGGAUGCCUCAGAUUCCAGAUGUAAGCAUCAGAACUGCUUUCUGUCAAGAGCUCCCUAAUUUUGGGAAAGAAGAGCCUGUCCCACACUGUCAGGCCCUGAGGUCAGCAGAUCUGCUCCUCCUUCCCGUGCAGUAGGUCUAGGUGCUGAUGAGGGCAGUCCAGGGCGCUCUUGUUCUGGGACAGGCUCCAGUCCCUUUGCUCCAGCAGGUCUGGGGCAAGGAGGUCAGAGGUGGUGGGAGGGCCCCUGUUCUCUGUUUCCACUUCAUCUGGAUCCUUGCUGCUGCAAAGUGGCACUGAUUCUAGCUCUGUCCCUUCCUCCUUGGCUUUCCGGCUCCGAUGGGGCCAGUGGCAGGGUCCACUCCUACAAACUUGAUUGGAAGCCACAUUCCUCUGACUCAAAUAUACUUCCAGCAUGUAGUAAACGGUCCAGAAGACGGUGAAACAGCCUACCAGCACCAGGGUCUGGGGCCGAGGCAAACACCUAAGUGAGGCACUGUUUCCCGAAGCCUACAGCCUUUCUCAGCCCAGGACAAUGAGCUCAGAAAGUCUUUUUCCUUCUAUCGACUGCCUUUUCACCCAAACUAUUCCCCCGCCCCGUUCCCCGACAAGGCCUGUCCUGUAAGAGUUAGGCUAGCAGGGUAGGAGCAAUGCUAUGAAACCACUGCUGGGACCCAGGUCUUCCCAGUCCUUCACUCUGCAGGUCACCGUGAGAAGCACACUAAGAACUCCAUCCCCCAGACAGGACAGUCCCAUCUACCCGCAGCUUGAAUCUUGACCCUAGUACCUUGAGAGUGUUGGGGGUGAUGGUGUAACCAUCUUCCUCAGGAAUUUUCAGCCCCGGUGGGCAGGGCAGGGCGAAGUCAUCAUGCAGGUAUUUUCCACUCAUGGCACUCUCUAACAGCCUGUGGAGAAGAAAAGGGGUAAGGAUGCCCCACUGACUGUGGUGCCUAUACCAUCUGCCCUCACCCAUCUUCCCACCUUACAGCUGAAGACAGGGAAGCCCCACAGCAAAAAGAAGAGGCCCAGACUGUGAGUUCCCAGCCCGGGGCUCCAUCUACCAGCUUGAGGCUGGAGCUGGGAAACACAGCUGGGGUUCAGAGGGCGAUGGGCUCCCUAGAUGGCCCUUCCCCUGUGAGUGGCCUUCCCUCUGACACAUGCGGCUUUACCCACCUUUGUCUGUCCCUGAUGUCUACUGGACUCCACACAGAGCCAUAUAGGGUCAGCUGCCAUUGCCGGAGGAUGCCGACCUGGAAUGACUCAUCCCCUAGGGCAGCAAGGGGCAGCUCGUGAGCCACGCCCCUCUGUCAGCCAUGCCAAACAGCAGAGGCCCUGCCCCCCCUGCCACCCAAAGGGGCUCAGGCCACAUGGUCUGCUCUAGCAGCUGCCUCACUGUGUCCCACUGACCCCAGGUUCUGCAGAAGGGCCUCGCUGGGUGCCCUUAGGGAUGGAAAGGGUUGAAAGGCUGUAUUCCAAAGCAGAGUCUUGCUUUUCUCUCCCAUAUUUUGGGGGUUCCGCUGGGAUUGGAAAAAAUGUCUUUCUACCAAAUUAAAGAAAGCUUUGAAAACCA